AUGGAUUCAUUGCUAAUCUAUCUUAGACAAAAAACCUCUCUUGGUUUUCGGAGCUAGCCGGCAUUUCGGAUCCAGCCGUUGUGCGAUACUAAUCAUCUCCGCUAGGACUUGAGGAGGACGGACUGUAAAGCUGUAGAGUACACUGCAUCGUAUCUGCUCCUUGCUGCUGCUCUCGGCUGACCCAGGACUCCAAAAAAUCCCCACAGGUACGAACAAACUCUUUAUGUGUGGUCGGUCGAAGAUGUACUGGUCUCUGUACAAGCCAACAAGCCACCAUGCACAACACACUACUACUGCUGCCCUUCACCUGUCGCCGUCCUUCCACGUCUACCUGUCCUUGGCACAUGCUGCCACUCGAUGCGACAACAUCAGGGAACAUCACGGACACAGGGAGUACUUUCCGUACCCACGUACACCGUCAAAAUGUCAGAACAACUAAAUCUCAUUCCUCCUGUCGUGCCAAACAUAAAUGAUGUAUUAUGCACGAAAUGAUCAACUCUUCUUUACAUAUGGUCUGUGCUGCCCACUGAGGGGAGAGAUAUAACCAUACUCCCUGCCUACACACGGGCGAGAGAGAUGACCAACCCAUUACAUUUGAACACACGAACACCCACAUAUCGGUGAUGGAACCUCAACCACACGCCUUACCUACGACCGACCACGUCAGGAGGCAAUGAUGAAAGAAUGUUCUCCCGUGCCCUUCGCACAUUUAUGGGCAUGAAAUUACACAAAACUGGGAGACCACUCCCGUGUGCCGCACAAUUUGACACAGAUGCAUGCAUAUGCAUACCAAACUCAAUUACUUACCAAAUCAUAUUCCUCGCGUUAAAUGCAUACCAAACUGGAAAUACACGUGUAAAAUGGAUGGAGAUCCACAACCAACAGGGUGCCACACAUAAAACACCCAACUAACUAACAGCCCAACACUUUUCGUCUACACCUUCCCAACAUAACAUAUAUAAGACACACAACACAGCUACCAAACUGUCUUGUUGAGCCUGUUAUCCGCAGGGGAGAUGUCCAUAUAUGCUGUCUGGGAAAUCGUGGACACACAACAGGUAGUUUUCUUUGACGCUAUGAUUCCAUUGCUAAUCUGUCUUUGACUCUUUUCUCUGACGGAAAUGGACUCGUUGUGUUGUAUUUGGAAAAAUAAAAAAAAAAG
Ectocarpus sp. CCAP 1310/34 is the source of this 1162-nucleotide messenger RNA. The record is from the annotation of a GenBank genome assembly. Lineage: Eukaryota; Phaeophyceae; Ectocarpales; Ectocarpaceae.